This is a messenger RNA of Macrosiphum euphorbiae (potato aphid), 219 nucleotides long. NCBI's taxonomy places the organism in Eukaryota, Metazoa, Arthropoda, Insecta, Hemiptera, Aphididae. The record is from the annotation of a GenBank genome assembly.
AUGUUGCAAACAUGGUUGUUUCCACAGUUACAAGCGGAUAGUGAUGAUUUUGUUUUUCAACAAGAUGGAGCACCGCCGCACUGGAAGUUAGAAGUUCGCCGAAUCAAAGAUGCUGUUAAUGCCGUGACACCAGAUUUGAUCAGCAACGUUUGGGAAGAAUUUGAUUACCGUAUAGAUGUGUGUCGGGCGGCCGGUGGGGGUCAUAUUGAACAUUUGUAA